AUGGAGAUUAAUUAUGAUUUUUCAAUUAUUAAAAUUUCAAAUGAAAUCAGUAAAGAAUAUUUUAAUCAACAAGUAUUAUGUUUAUAUGAUUUAGAUUGUAAAAUUUUAGAAAACCUUGGUGAAUUAGAAAAACAAGGUAAAUUAAAAUAUAGAAAGAUUUUAAUUAAAUAUUAUUUAAUUUUAUUUGAUGAUGAUGAUGAAUAUUUCGUACCAGUAUUUUUUAAAGGUAUUCAGGAAGGAUGGUUUAAAAAGGAUGGUUUAUUAGAUUUAACUUCAUCAUCCGUUUGUUCUAGUAAUUUCUUUGAUGCCGAUUAUGUAAAUCCACCAUCAAAUAUAAUGCAAUAUUAUUUUAAUAGAACAACACCCUAUAUACCAAAACAUUAUUUUACAAAUUUCUAUUGUGGCGCACUAGAAUAUAUUUAUCAAAAUCAAUAUAAAAAAUCGUACGAUUUAAAUUUAGAUAUUCUAGCGGAAACAAUUUUUUCAAAAAAUAUUAAAUAUAGAUCAAUUAUUAAUAAAAGAAAUCCACAAUUAAAUAAUACACAUACAAAUUCAUUUAUUCUAUUUAGUAUUUGUAAUGAAAAUAAUAAACAAAUUGAAUCAAUUAAAAUUUAUAGAUAUUUCGUUGAACCAUUUAGUUUGGUUUCAAUUAAAAAAUUUGAAAAAUUACAUACAUUAGUUAUACCAACUCAAUUUCAUCAUUUAAUUGGAUUAUCAUUAGAUAAAGAUGAUGCAUGUUGUAUUGGUGUUAAAAAAUUUACAUCAAUUUUCAUAAAUGGUGUUACUGAUUAUUUUCAAUCAAUGAUAAAAUCAUUAAAUUCAAGUAAAUCAUUAAGAAAUUUAACAAAUAAAAAUUGCGAUUUAAAUUAUGGUGAUGAUAAAUUUCAAUCAUUUUUAAAUGAUAUUAAACCAUUUUCAAAUGGUAAUAAAUCAUUUUUAUCAUCAACAUCAUCAACAUCAGGUAUAGAAUAUUUUAAAAUUAAAAAUUUUGGUAUUUUAAUUUCAAAUGAUACAUUCUCAGAAUUGAAUAAUAAAUCAAUUAAAACUUUAGUAUUAGAUGAUGAUUAUGAAAUUAUUAAUCUUUCAAAUAAAAUUCAACAACAACAACAACAACAACAACAACAAUCAAAAAAUUUAAUUGAAUUUAAAAUAUAUGUUAGAAUGUAUCAAUGUAGAUAUGAUUUUAAAAAAAAUGAAAAAAUUAAACAAUAUCAAUCAUUAUUAAAUUAUAAAAUAUAUAAUAAUGGUAAAAGUAAUUGUCAAUUUGCAAUUUCAAUUAAAAAUCAUUUAGAUAGAGAUUUACUUUUAAAAUCUAUUUAUGAUUAA
Dictyostelium discoideum AX4 is the source of this 1326-nucleotide messenger RNA. RefSeq lists its product as hypothetical. The transcript has 4 exons. Lineage: Eukaryota; Evosea; Eumycetozoa; Dictyosteliales; Dictyosteliaceae. Bases 1 to 1326 code for a protein of 441 amino acids. The record is from RefSeq and is a predicted model, not a curated record.